AUGCGCCUGCCGAGCGAUUUGAUAGCUGCGGUGCUGGACCAAUUAGAGCCUGAAGAGCUGAUCAAAUUACAUCAGGCCAACAAGGAGUUCCGAGCACGCAUAGCUCGGCGCGGACUGCUACCUGGUCGUGUACGAAUGUUGCGUAUCUACGGCCAAAUACUCGCCGAAGACCAUGAAGGGGUACUGCUGAAACAAUGCGAAUUUGGAGUGGAAAGCCGCGGCGGGACGAUGAUCUUCGCGAGCAACCUCAGCAACCGGAUCUUCCAUGUUCUCGACAAAACGAUACCAAGGGACGCCGUGGAGCCGGGAUAUCCAGACAGUCUUCCCUGUAAGCGUCGCUUGGAUACGGAAUUUAAGCUGCCCGAAAAGAGCUUCCGCAUCCGCUGGCGAGCCUUUUUCAAGCCUCUGCUAAGAACGCUUGAACGAAUCCACGCGGUCGAAGAGCUGGAGAUCCACCUGGUCACCGAUGGCCAAAGGACCAUCUACGGAAUGCCGUUCGACCAAGCGUAUUGGCGUCAUUCAGGCGCAGCCUACGCUCGAGGGCAAAUUGAAGAAGUUCAAUCCGGAGCACGCUUGAAGAAGCGGAUCAUCCAGAUAGCACCAUUAUUACGGGCAUUGCGUCACAUCGGCCACUGUUACUACGAUGAGGAGGCCAACGCGGUUUUCACAAAGACCAAAAGCUUCAUCGGCGGCGCUCCGGCUUCACUGCGCAUCUGUGAGCCAGCGAUGUCGUGGGAGUUCGACUUUGUUCCACGCGAUACGCGAUUGAUACAAGGCUCGGGAAGGGCUCGACCGCGCGCCGGACUCAUAUACACGUUGGUCGGAUUCGGACAUCGGAUUGACUUCCCGGCUGACGGGGAACAAUACAUUGAGACGAUUAAGACUCUUGGCCCUGUGGCCGCCAGCUGGUAUUACAGACAAGAUGAGACAGCAGGUGGAAUGGUUGUGAUGGCGAGCGUGCAUCUACGGGAGCCGGGUUGUGGUCACGACCGUUUCGCCCUGACAGUGAAGUUAGACGAG
Molecule: messenger RNA, 1020 nt
Organism: Mesorhabditis spiculigera
Lineage: Eukaryota; Metazoa; Nematoda; Chromadorea; Rhabditida; Rhabditidae
Source: the annotation of a GenBank genome assembly